Molecule: messenger RNA, 1071 nt
Organism: Purpureocillium lilacinum
Lineage: Eukaryota; Fungi; Ascomycota; Sordariomycetes; Hypocreales; Ophiocordycipitaceae
Source: RefSeq, a predicted model, not a curated record
AUGCCCGCCGGCGCCGGGCUUGCAACAGCCGCCAGACGAGUCGCCCUGUCAUCACCACCUGCACGCCCGCUCUGCCGCUCCUCCUCAACGCCAACGAGGACGACGAGUAUCGCCGGCAGCCGGAGGCAUGUCCACCUCAGCGCCCUCGGCGACGCCGUCAUCUGGACCGCCGACGGCGUCAGCGCGCUGCACCACGCCGCCGGCCUCCCCUGGUACCUGGCCAUCCCACUCGUUGCCGUCGGCGUCAAUCUGUCGUUCCGCCUGCCCAUCCAGCACUACACGCGCCGCCUCGUCGUCCGUCGCGCCGAGCUCAACCCCCUUGUCUCCGCCUGGGCCUCGCGCCACGCCGCCACCGUGCCUGCGCCCACAGCCCGCGCAGGCGACAGUAUCGAGGCCGCCGAGCGCACGUGGAGGCUCCGCGUUGCGGGCCUGACAGAGCGUUCGCGCCGCCGCAUCUACAAGGUCUGGGGUGUCCAGCGGUGGAAGACGCUCGCGCCCUUCCUCAGCAUGGUGCCAUUCAUCGUCGUCUCCGAGGCCUUGCGUAGGCUGUGCGGUGCGCCGAUGGGCUGGAUCAGCCACCAGAUGGGCCUCGCCAACGUCGAGCGCGUCUCCGCGGCCCUCUCUGACUCGACCGGCCUGUUUGACCAGUCUCUUGCCCAAGGCGGCUGCCUCUGGUUCGCUGACCUGACUGCCAUGGACCCCUACUACGUACUCCCGCUGCUAUGCUCGGCCCUGCUGGCGCGCACCUCAUGGGGACGCCUGUCUAAGGAGCAGCUCCGCGCGCUGCUCACAGUGGACCGAUCCGGUGCCCGGAUCGCGCCUAUCUCGAGAAUACAGACCGCCAUUGGCAGGACUCUUUUACUUGUUCCACUCUUCCCGAUAGUAUUCGCGGACCUGCCCAGCGCCAUCUUCCUCUACUGGGCUACGACGUUCGGCCUGAACGACGUCAACGAGUCCAUCAUACAAAGGCUCGUACCGAAGAGGACACCCAAGCUCAAACUAGGACCGAAAGCAGCGCCGGCGCUGCCGUAUCUACGGGGCAUCAAGGCGAAAGGUGUAUCAAUAAAGUGA